GUGGGGUUCAUCCGAGAUGGAUGAGGGGGCAGGGAUGAUGCUCUAGCUCCCGACCACGGAACCGGUGAUGCUGUGGGCGGGGCUGCGGAGGGGCUGGACUGGAGACGGGGCGGGCAGGAGGCGGUGCGCUUCGUCCGGGCUGGACUUGGGGCCGAGCCUGGCAGCCAGGCGGCAGUUCCGUGGUGUCUGUUCCGCAGGUGCAGCGCUGCAGCCUGAGCAGCGACGGCUCCACGUCGUUGGAAGGAGGAGCAGAAAGAUAGCCAGCAGCGGAAAGGACCGGCCGGGCUCUGUCUUUGCGCCGGGAUCGUGGCCUUGCUCCCCUGAUCGCCGCCGCCCGCCUGCCGUGCCCUUCAGUCCCCGUGGGGCCGGGGCCAUGUCGGGGCCGGGCCCGGGGGAGCCGGACGAACAGUACGAUUUCCUGUUCAAGCUGGUGCUGGUAGGGGACGCGAGCGUGGGCAAGACGUGCGUGGUGCAGCGCUUCAAGACGGGCAGUUUCUCGGAGCGCCAGGGCAGCACCAUCGGUGUGGAUUUCACCAUGAAGACGCUGGAGAUUCAAGGAAAGCGGGUCAAGCUGCAGAUCUGGGACACCGCUGGCCAGGAGCGUUUCCGUACCAUCACGCAGAGCUAUUACCGAAGCGCCAAUGGAGCCAUCCUUGCCUAUGACAUCACCAAAAAGAGCUCAUUCCUCUCUGUGCCUCACUGGAUUGAGGAUGUCAGAAAGUAUGCAGGCUCCAACAUAGUCCAGCUGCUCAUUGGGAACAAGUCAGACCUAAGUGACCUUCGAGAAGUUCAGCUGAGCGAAGCUCAGAGCCUGGCCGAGCACUACGAGAUCCUGUGUGCCAUCGAGACGUCUGCCAAGGACUCCAGCAACGUGGAGGAAGCCUUUGUGAAGGUGGCCACCGAGCUCAUGAUGAGGCACGGGGGGCCUGUGUUUAGCGAGAAGAACACAGACAACAUCAAACUGGACAGCAAGGACGUGGUGGAAGGCUGGGGCUGUGGGUGCUGAUGGCCCUGGGGCCAGGAGUGACACAGUGCCGAUACUGUAGUUUCCUUUGACCUAAUGCUAAGUAGUGUCCUUGCAAUAACUCUUGCCCCAGGACAGGGGGACCAACAAUUCUGUAGUAGCCAGAGCAGUUAUGAUUGUGCUUUGCUGAUUUUUUUCUUCCUAAAGGGACAUAGUUAAGGCAGUCUCCUGCUAGGACCAUAAUGUAUAAAAGAGGGAUUGUGGGGAAGGGCUUAGUGUAGCCUCUGAGGCCUCUUCUGGCUCUUUUGCUAUAGGGAAGACCCCCUAGAUGCAGAAAGGAGGAAGAGAGGCCAGAGCAUCCUUCCCCCAAUUCAUUUGAAGAAAAGUAGUUCCUACCCAGCAUCCUUUGCCUGUGUCCCUUUAAAUCUUUCACAUUUCAGGAGCCAGCCAAGCUCCUAAAAACUGGUGGGGCAAGUAGAGAGAAAAAUAGUCCUCAGCUCUGAAAGGGAAAGAGAAUACCCACUGAGAUCCUGAGGUGUACUGCCUUCCUCUAUCUCCAUCCCCUCCACCCUCAACUUCCCCUCCCCAUCCUGGUUUCUGUCAUUAUUCUAUUCUGAUCAUUCAGACGAUAAUGAGACCAAGGGCUUCUUCUAGGUCCGCUGCUUAGUGGCCCAUCUGGGUGAAAUGGAAGUUUGAACAGGGUUUAGAGUGCCCCCCCCACCCCCCCAAUGUAUUUAGUUUUCAUACUGUCCUGACUGGUUGUUUCCAGGAGAUUCUAGUCACUUCAGGUUUCUUUUCUUGGCCCAAGGUGAAAUCUAGCCUUUCCAGGGCCACUCCUUCUAGAAAGAGAAUCAGAUGAGCAGGGGUGGGUGGUCAGUGACAUCUUGGCACCCAUCAGCUCAGCUCAGACUCCCUUCUCCCCUGGGUUUGAAGCCUGAGGACACCAAGCACGGAGGGUGGAAAGAGCUCGGUCUCAGACUUGUUCCAGCUCAGGAGGCUUUGUUCUUUCUUGUCUUUGGUUCCUCGCCCUAAAAACCCCUCUUACCCAGGAUUUUUCACUCCUGAUUCCAGGCCUUUCCUUAGCAUCAGGGAUAGAAGGCAGGAAGUAUAAGCCCCAGUCAGGACAAGGAGAGUUAGAGUUCUGUUGGAAUUCCCCCAGACCAGCUACGAUCAGGAUCUCUUUCUUGGUAGAAACUAGUUCCUGAGAAGGUUUAUGGUUUUAGAAAAAAAUGUAAACUAAAAACCAAAACAGAAAGUGAAAAUACAAACCCAGAAACACAGGGCUGAAAAGCCCUUCCAAUCUGCUUUUUACUCAUGGUUAGGGGAGAGGAAUAAUUCAUUAUUUUGAGGCCCAGAGAUGACAACUUGAACUCUUAAUUCCCAUCCAGAGCAGCCCCCAGGAAAAGAAAUAUGGUCAAUGUUGACACCAGCUCUCUGUCCGGGGAUGGUGGGACUUGAGUAUCUCCCCCCUCCCCCUGUUCCUUUAUUGCCACUCUGCAGGAAAUGAGAGGCCCUGCUGAAGGGUUAGCUUUUUCCUCCCAACUCAAAUCUGCUAAAACAGUUCACCUGAUCUCCAAGAGAAAUAUGAUUAUUUUAAAGCCCCAACCCACUUUGCAAAAUCUAGCACCCACUCCUCUAGACAAUCUUAAAUUUGUGAAUCCUGAAGGAUUUCACCGAGUUGCCAACCCAUCAGGAGACAGAUUUUCUGCUAAGCCUUGAUCAGCCAGGUUCCUGCCCUCUUCUUGUCUCUCUCUGGGGUGCCAACCUUGGCCUGCCCAUCACUGCCUCCCUCUUCUUUCCAGGUAUCCCAGGUUGCAGCUUAAGCUUCCUGUCUCUUAUUCCUUCAGGACCUGACAGUUUUUAACUUUAGUUUAUAUUCACAGGAAAUGAAGAUGGCCAUAAGACCUCUUGGGUGCCUCUACCCUAGUGAAUCUGGGCACAUUCUCAGAGGCCUUCUAGAAUCAGUGCCUGUUUUUGUUACUUCUAGAAGGCUAUGUGAGUCCUCAGACCCUUUCCUUGGAUUUCCGGAUUAUCGAUCUCCCCAUUCAUUCAUCCUCGAAGGAGUCAGGCUCUAUUCCUAUCCUCCCUUGCAGGCUGGCUCCUCCUUGGAUGGAUGGAACCAAGCCAGGCUGCCUUCCAGGCAUUGCUGUGAGCAGUGUGAGCAGCUGCUAACCUUCAUCCAGAAGGGGAAUUCCUUCUAUGCUGAGGCCCAAAGAGAAUAUGAAACUUUGUGGUAUCCCCAUUCUGGCCUCAUAGAAAAGGUGAUGGGAAGUACUUCUCUCCUCUCUCCCUUAAGCUCCAAAUUCCUCUUCUUGGCCUUCUUGCUCACAAAGCUGCCAACAGGAGGUAUCCUGGCUGGAAUCUCAACUGCCCAAAUCUUUUUCUGCUAAAUCAUCCAAUUUGAAUGAUUGCGAGGAUGGUUUGCCUCUUCUAGUUUUAUAUAAUGUGGGUGAAUCGAGACUGGACACUGGACAGAAGUGGCUGCUUCUGUCUUGUACCCCAGUACAAAUUCAAGUAGCUGGACCUCUUAGUCUCAGUUCCAUCUGAGAUAUGUUUGGAAGAAAGCUGCUCCAUUGAGAUUUCUCUUAGUAGAGGAGGAAAGAAUGGGCUUUCUGAAAAGGGAAGCAGGCAGUUCCCUUGAUGCCCCACAUCCCUGCUCAUUUGAAGUUGUAGAACUGCCUGGGUGUUGGGAGGAAACCACCCAAAAGGGGUAUCUAGGAGCCAGCUCUUUCUUAUCUCACAAGGCCAUAGUGAAGAAAGGGCUUUGCAUAGAGUUAGAUACAAUCAAUCAUUAUUUCCUAGAACCAAAAUGGAACCAAUGGCUUCCACCCUCCUUAGCACCCCUGAUGAUGCUCUUUCCCUAAGCUGAAGAGCAGCAUGCACUGUAGGGGAAUUUGUCAGCUCCCACAGCCACAGGGGCAGACAGAGCUUGCUUUCUUACUUUUCUACCCUCCAGGGCCACCAAAUCAUAGUUGACUAUGUAGUUGUGUUUGAGCUAAAGGAAGGAUUUUGGUUAAAAAUAUAUUGGCUCCAAGACAGGCAUUCCCAAUUGUCUGGUACAGUAGGAAAUGAGGUUUGUGGUUCUCUUCUAGAAGGGGAACUUCUGGUAGAGCUGUCAUGGCUUUUGUUGAGGAUAAUUGCAGCUUCUUGCUGCUGUUGACUUUGUUUAGGCCAGACCCCUUCCUCUAUUUCCCUUGAUUUCACUGAAUUUCACUGUCCCUUGCUGAAUAGAAAUCCCCAUUAAAUCUCCUGGUUCUCUCAGUGGCACCUCAGGUUUAGAAACCAAGUCCCCCUUGUUGUCUCUGACCAAGUAACUGUUCAUUGGACGUCUUCACAGUCUUCUCCAUUCCUUUUGGCUCCUGGCACCCUUACUCUUGGACUUUUGAUCACCUCAAGCCUGGAUUCUAGUAAUAACUUCUUCCCUAGUUAGCCUCUUCAUUCUUCCCCUUCAUGUCACCAGACUUAUCUUGCUAAAAUACAUCUCUGAUAUCAUUCCCCCUGAUACAACCACCCAUGUCUGUUGAAUAAACCCAAUUCAGGCUGCCAUUCCAGCCCUUCCAAGAUUUUUCCUGCCUCCUACCCAAACCCUUUAAAGCCAAACAGAUGUCCUAAUUAUUCCCCAAAUAGAUCUAAUUUUUUCCCAUCACUGUUCCUUUCCGUACAUCAUCUACCCUUACUGGAAGUCCCUCUAUCUCCACCUUUCAUCCUUCAAGGCCCUGAUUAAAGGCUACAAAUCUUUUCAUGCCAUGAUUAGCCUCCCCACCUUCCCUUCCCUCCUUUUACUUGCUAGUAUUGCCCAUUCCUGUAACUCAUUAGAAAUGAUCAGGUGGUGGUCUUCUAGGGCUAGUGCUCCCCCACUAGAGACCCCAUCUUAUUUAGCUUUGCCUUAGGGCCUAGCACAGUGCCAUACAUGGGGGAGACAGUAAGGAUAUAUUAAGAGCAGGUGAGACCUCUUCUCCUUGGGCCUGGCGUGUUUACCCACCUGAGAAUUUGGCUUCUUAAAUGUCCUUCCCUGUGACACCUCCCCCACCUCGGAGAGUGAGGAGAACCUGUUCUAAUCUCUUCCUUGUUUAUAAAUUACCAAAGAGCAGGGGGAAGGGCUGCGAGGACGCAGUGCAGCCGGCCAGGCCAGCGGGGGAGGCUGGCCGUCCUGGAAGCAAACAGCCCGAAAUGGACACUGGCUUCUGAUGGAAUUUCAUCUCUAACCAGCCCCGACAGGCCAGGCCAGUUUGGGUUUCAGCUGUAGUUACGUGCACCGGGGAAGCCUUGGAUGGCCAUAGCUUCAUCCCAGCAUCUUGUGGGGGUCUCAGACACACAGAUCAUUUUCAGCUGUAGCUAAUGUGCCCCGGGGAAGCUGGCCAUAGCUUCAUCCCAGCAUCUUGUGGGGGCCUGAGAAACAUGGUUAAUGUCCAGAGGGUUUGCCUUGCUAUCUCCCAGGUGUCAGAUCUUGGCCAUCUGCAGAGAUGGUUUGUUGAAUAACCAGGGUUUGCAUGUUGUCGUGUAUAUAAAAUAGAAACUGGAAGCAGAUUUGGGCAUUCUCUACUCUGAGGACGUGGGGGUGGGGGAUCAUUCCAAGUGUGGUGAGGAUUUUUUCCCCAUUUUUGUGAAACUGCCAUCCCCUGAAUAGAUUUGCCCUGAAUCUGGGGGAGAGCAGCAUAGUUGCCCCCAGGACAAUAGUGGUCUGUCCGUUGGUCCCUCGAGGGCAGAAAGUUGAGAUCCAGCAUGUAUUCUGGAUUGCCAAUGUGUGUAGGAGGGAAGAAAGCUCUUAAUUCAUAUUGAAUUCAAUUAUUUCAUUUCCAAAAUGACUUCAGAGAUGACAGUGUUGGGUGGCCACCUCUUGGGGUCCCCUUUUCUCUCUCUUCUGUCACUUUCUCUGUCUCCUGUAGCUCCUCAGUCACUUUUCUCCUCAGGAGAACAUGGGGAACCAUUCUCUUUUUUGACUUGACCUACCCAGAUAAGGCCAAGGCAAUUUGGAAUGUGAGGCCUUGAGAGUGAACUUUAUAUACUUUAGUCAUUUUUUGAUAUUUUACCUUUCAUCUAUUUAUGGAUUUAUAAACUUUAUUAAUAAAAAUGUUUAUUUUUAAAAAUAUGAACCUUUCCUUUUGGAAAAUUUUAGCAGAACCAGAGUUGCUACACCCCUGUACACCAUUAAACAGAUUUCAUUAAAAAAAAAAAGCAGAUAUGCAAAAAA
Molecule: messenger RNA, 6155 nt
Organism: Monodelphis domestica (gray short-tailed opossum)
Lineage: Eukaryota; Metazoa; Chordata; Mammalia; Didelphimorphia; Didelphidae
Gene: RAB43
Product: RAB43, member RAS oncogene family
Molecular function (GO): GTP binding; GTPase activity
Source: RefSeq, a predicted model, not a curated record